GGCUGAUUCCGCUUGCAUCAGCGUGGAUUUCGCGGCAGAAUGAGGUUGUUCGUGAGUCAAGGCUGCCCUGGAAGCCUGCCGGUGCUGGCGGCAGCCGGGAGGGUCCGGGGCCGUGCAGAGCUGCUCAUCAGCACCGUAGGUCCCGAAGAUUGUGUGGUCCCGUUCUUGACCCGGCCUAAGGUCCCUGUCUUGGAACUGGACAGUGGCAACUACCUCUUCUCCACGAGUGCGAUCUGCCGGUACUUCUUUCUGUUAUCUGGCUGGGAGCAAGAUGAUCUCACCAACCAAUGGCUAGAAUGGGAAGCCACCGAGCUGCAGCCAGCUUUGUCUGCUGCCCUGUACUAUUUGGUGGUGCAAGGCAAGAAGGGGGAGGAUGUUCUUGGCCCAGUCCGGAGGGCCCUGACUCAUCUGGACCAGAGCUUGAGUCGGCAGAACAGCCCUUUUCUGGCUGGGGAGACAGAAUCUGUAGCUGACAUUGUUUUGUGGGGAGCACUAUGCCCUUUACUCCAAGACCCAGCCUACCUCCCAGAGGAGCUGGGGGCCCUGCGCAGCUGGUUCCAGACACUGAGUACCCAGGAGCCCUGUCAACGAGCUGCAGAGACCGUGCUCCAGCAGCAGGGCGCUGCGGCCCUCCGGCCCUACCUCCAGAGGCAGCCGCAACCCCGCCCAGCUGAGGAGAAGCCUGUCAGCAAUGAGCCUGAGGAGGAGGAGCUGGCCACCCUUUCUGAGGAAGAGAUUGGCCUGGCUGUCAGCGCCUGGGAGAAGGGCCUGGAGAGCUUGCCUCCGCUCCGGCCCCGGCCGAAUCCAGUGUUACCUGUGGCUGGUGAAAGGAACGUGCUCAUCACCAGUGCGCUCCCUUAUGUCAACAAUGUCCCCCACCUUGGAAACAUCAUUGGCUGCGUCCUUAGUGCUGAUGUCUUCGCCAGGUACUCUCGCCUCCGCCAGUGGAACACCCUCUAUCUGUGUGGAACAGAUGAGUAUGGCACAGCCACGGAGACCAAGGCCAUGGAGGAGGGCCUGACCCCACAGGAGAUCUGUGACAAGUACCACACCAUCCAUGCUGACAUCUACCAAUGGUUCAACAUCUCAUUUGAUAUUUUCGGUCGCACCACCACCCCACAGCAGACCAAAAUCACGCAGGACAUCUUCCAGCGGUUGCUGUCUCGCGGUUUUGUGCUGCAAGAUACUGUGGAGCAGCUGCGGUGUGAGAACUGUGCCCGCUUCCUGGCUGACCGCUUUGUGGAGGGAGUGUGUCCCUUCUGUGGCUAUGAGGAGGCCCGUGGUGACCAGUGCGACAAGUGUGGCAAGCUCAUCAAUGCCGUGGAGCUCAAGAAGCCUCAGUGUAAAGUCUGUCGGUCCAGCCCUGUGGUGAAGUCUUCCCGGCAUCUGUUCCUGGACCUCCCUAAGCUAGAAGAGCGACUGGAGGCAUGGUUGGGGAAGACAUUGCCAGGUAGUGACUGGACACCCAAUGCCCGAUUUAUCAUUCGUUCCUGGCUUCGGGAUGGCUUAAAACCACGCUGCAUAACCCGAGACCUCAAAUGGGGAACCCCUGUCCCCUUAGAAGGUUUCGAGGACAAGGUAUUCUACGUCUGGUUUGAUGCCACUAUUGGCUACCUGUCCAUCACAGCCAACUACACAGACCAGUGGGAGAGGUGGUGGAAGAACCCAGAGCAAGUGGACCUCUAUCAGUUCAUGGCCAAAGACAAUGUUCCCUUCCAUGGGUUAGUUUUUCCUUGUUCAGCUCUAGGAGCUGAGGACAACUACACCUUGGUCAAACACCUCAUUGCUACAGAGUACCUGAACUACGAGGAUGGGAAGUUCUCUAAGAGCCGCGGUGUGGGAGUGUUUGGGGACAUGGCCCAGGAAACAGGCAUCCCUGCUGACAUCUGGCGCUUCUACUUGUUGUAUAUUCGGCCUGAGGGCCAGGACAGCGCUUUCUCCUGGACAGACAUGCUGCUCAAGAAUAACUCUGAGCUGUUGAACAACCUGGGCAACUUCAUCAACAGAGCUGGCAUGUUUGUGUCUAAGUUUUUUGGGGGCGCUGUGCCUGAGAUGGUGCUCACCCCAGAUGAUCAGCGUCUUUUGGCCCAUAUCACCCUGGAGCUGCAGCACUAUCACCAGUUGCUGGAGAAGGCGCGGAUCCGGGAUGCCUUACGCAGUAUCCUCACCAUAUCUCGACAUGGCAACCAGUACAUUCAGGUGAAUGAGCCCUGGAAGCUGAUCAAAGGUGGUGAGGCAGACAGGCAACGGGCAGGCACAGUAACCGGCAUGGCAGUGAAUAUAGCUGCCCUGCUAUCUGUCAUGCUCCAGCCUUACAUGCCCACAGUUAGUGCCACCAUCCAGACCCAACUACAGCUCUCGCCUGCAGCCUGCAGUGUGCUGCCUACAAACUUCCUGUGCACCUUACCAGCAGGACACCAGAUUGGCACAGUCAGUCCCUUGUUCCAAAAGUUGGAAAACGAUCAGAUUGAAAGUUUGAGGCAGCGCUUUGGAGGGGGCCAGCUAGAAGAGUCCUUGGAGUUCAAGGCUAAAGCAUGCUCCAAGCCAGCAGCUGCGGAGACAGUGAAGACAGUUGGGCCACAGCAGAUACAAGUGCUGAUGGAUGAAGUGACAAAACAGGGCAACAUAGUGCGAGAACUCAAAGCACAGAAGGCCGAUAAGAACCAGGUUGCUGCUGAGGUGACUAAACUCUUGGACCUAAAGAAGCAGUUGGCUCUAGCUGAAGGGAAACCCCUUGACACACCUAAAGGCAAGAAGAAAAAGUGAAACACUUGGUUUGCAAAGUCACUUUUAAUGGCAAGACAAUAAUAAAUUAAUUUACAAUCCUUAUA
Molecule: messenger RNA, 2831 nt
Organism: Ochotona curzoniae (black-lipped pika)
Lineage: Eukaryota; Metazoa; Chordata; Mammalia; Lagomorpha; Ochotonidae
Gene: MARS1
Product: methionyl-tRNA synthetase 1
Exons: 22
Coding region: 40-2766 (908 amino acids)
Biological process (GO): methionyl-tRNA aminoacylation
Cellular component (GO): cytosol; aminoacyl-tRNA synthetase multienzyme complex
Molecular function (GO): ATP binding; methionine-tRNA ligase activity
Source: RefSeq, a predicted model, not a curated record